AAGCAUCACAACAACAAAAAACAGGGUUUCUUCAAGAAAAGGUUGAUUCCCCAUAUUGAAAGCUGUGUUUUGAAUGUUCAAUAAUAUAUUUUCUACGCGAAUACGAACGCAAGUUGAUUCUGGGUCGGGAAAUAUGCCGUUGGCUGGUAUUUCGAGAAAAAGUCACACAUUUCAGUGGCCGGAUAUAUUAUCGCGCCAUGACUUGAAUCUACGCACCCACAUUCAAGUGUGUGCCAUGGUAAAGAAACGCGUCUCUUCCAAUCCUGACUCAGUCAAAGUCAUCUCUUCCAUUAUCCAAGCUACGCAGCAGCUCAUGCAGGAUUUGGAGAAUAUUCGAGAUCAACUCCCGCUCCGGGGUACCGGCAUAAUCGAAGGUACCAGACAGGGCAGCCAAGAUGCUCGCCACACGGCGUCGAGAAACGCCGGAGAUGUAGCUGCGCAUGAUGCGCCUGUCCCUGACAAAAAGUCAUCCGUUGGUUCGGAUCAACAGCCAGAGAGACCAAGCGACAAGAAGCGAUCUUAUGGCGAAGAAGAAGACGAAAACAGUCAUCAGCAGCCCGGAGAGGCAAACUCCAAUAAGAAGUUCAAGCGCCUUUGCGACACAGCGAAAUUACAUGGUGACUCUGAGAGUAGCGCUGCUGAAGUAACUCCGUAUAUCCCAACGAUUGACGUUGAGGAUAUAUCCGAGGAGGUGGAGGCACGUCUGAGGCUAAAAGAAGAAGCACGACGAAACCGAGCUGGAAAGAAAGAAAAGAAACGGAAAAGAGAUAGUCAUGGCUCGGCGACUGACAGCCACUCUGGUCCCAGCCACUCGGCCCUGAAACGAAAGAAGCUCAAUCCCCAGGACGGUCUUCACACAGCACAAACCAGUACUGAUAACCCAUAUGGCUCAAGUAAAAAGGCGAGGCUUAGAUGA
Messenger RNA from Coccidioides posadasii C735 delta SOWgp, 916 nucleotides. RefSeq lists its product as uncharacterized. Lineage: Eukaryota; Fungi; Ascomycota; Eurotiomycetes; Onygenales; Onygenaceae. The record is from RefSeq and is a predicted model, not a curated record.